Molecule: messenger RNA, 1320 nt
Organism: Symbiodinium sp. CCMP2456
Lineage: Eukaryota; Dinophyceae; Suessiales; Symbiodiniaceae
Source: the annotation of a GenBank genome assembly
AUGGCUGAGGACGAGCAGUCCCGGAGCCGACGAGAUCGGAGCAACGAGCUUGGUGUGCUACGCAAGCUAUGGCAAAUCUACGCCGAGACCGUACUGCCACUGGAGCAAAAGUCGUUUUACGAGCACUUUUGUGCCCCACCCAUUUCGUUGGAAGAGUUCGAAGCACGCCCUCAGGUGCUUCUUCUCGGCCAGUACAGCACCGGGAAAACAUCCAUGGUGAAGUGGCUGACCGAGUCCGAAAGUAACUACUUUGACGUGCGGCCGCAGCCCAGCACCGAUAAGUUUAUGGCAGUGGUCCACGGCGAUGAGGAAGGCAUUAUCCACGGCAACGCUGCUGCCUGCCUUCCCCAGUUACCUUACCAGGGUUUGUCCAAAUUCGGCACGGACUUCCUUGGCAGCUUCCAGGCCCUCGUGCUCCCAUCGGAGAUCCUGCGGGACAUCACCUUCAUUGACACUCCUGGAGUUCUUUCUGGCAGCAAGCAGCGCAUCGGUCGGGACUACGACUUUGCGAAGAUCAGUGCCUGGAUGGCAGACCGAGCCGAUCUGGUGCUCCUCACGUUCGACGCCCACAAGCUGGACAUCUCCGACGAAUUUCAGCAAGUCAUGGAGGUCUUGCGGCCCCAUGCCGGCAAGGUGCGAUGCGUGCUCAACAAGGCGGACCAGAUCGAUGCAUCCAAUCUGGUCAGGGUCUACGGGGCGCUCCUGUGGAAUGUUGGGAAGGUGUUUCAGACACCCGAAGUCGCGCGCGUCUUUGUCAGUUCCUUCUGGAACGAGCCGUACCGUUUCCAGGAUCACUUGACCCUCUUUGAGGAGGACAAAGCUGCGGUGGUGAAGGAGCUGCAGUCGCUUCCGCAUACAGCAUUGCUGCGGAAGAUCAACAACCUCACAGCCCGUGUGCGCAGAGUCAGAACUCACGUCAUCGUUGUCGGGUACCUGCGUUCGAGGAUUCCUCUUCACCUCCGUGCGCUGGGGGCCGACGGGCCGAUCCGACACUUCCUCUGCUCCAACCUGGAGUCUUUGCUGAGCGAGGCGCAGCGGGUCCACAGCUUGAGCACCGGAGACAUGCCGAAACUCGAGGUGCUGCGGCGAAAGCUUCAGGACUUCGAGCAAGGCUUGUUGCACCUGCCCGUGCCUGCCACGGGAGAUGUGCGCCGACUGGACGCCGUGCUGGAGAAGGAGGUGCCUCAGCUUCUCUCCGGAGUGGGCGGCGUCUCCCUCUCCAAGGAGAGCCUCAAGGCGCCGCUGCCCUCGCCGGGCUGCUCCUCCUUGGCGUCCUUCCUGGGCUUCGGCAACCGGAAACGCAAGAGGGAAGAUGCCUGA